Centropristis striata (black sea bass) is the source of this 3851-nucleotide messenger RNA. Its product is annotated as protein Hook homolog 2-like. Gene Ontology annotation, cellular component: centrosome; cytoplasm. Gene Ontology annotation, biological process: cytoskeleton-dependent intracellular transport; cytoplasmic microtubule organization. The transcript is spliced from 22 exons. Bases 124 to 2256 code for a protein of 710 amino acids. Gene Ontology annotation, molecular function: microtubule binding; dynein light intermediate chain binding. The record is from RefSeq and is a predicted model, not a curated record. Lineage: Eukaryota; Metazoa; Chordata; Actinopteri; Perciformes; Serranidae.
GGACAAUGAGUGACGUGGAAGGUGGACUGGAGUGAGUAACAAACUUCGGGGGAGAAAAAAGUCGAGAGAGCCAAAUCCUUCGCCUGUGUGCAAGCUGCUGAGGGUUUAAGUGGGCCCAGCACCAUGAGUCUGGACAAAGCAGAGCUGUGUGACUCACUGUUAACCUGGUUACAGACAUUUCAGGUGCCAUCAUGCAACAGCAAGCUCCACCUAACAAGUGGAGUGGCCAUUGCACACGUGCUGCACAGAAUAGACCCCUCUUGGUUUAAUGAGACGUGGCUAGGCAGGAUCAAGGAGGAGAGCGGGGCCAACUGGCGCCUCAAGGUCAGCAACUUGAAAAAGAUUCUUAAGAGCAUGCUGGAAUAUUAUCAUGAUGUGCUGGGUCACCCGGUAUCAGAUGAGCACAUGCCAGAUGUGAACCUCAUAGGAGAAAUGGGAGAUGUCACUGAACUGGGCAAGCUGGUACAGCUGGUAUUGGGCUGUGCUGUCAGUUGUGAGAAGAAACAAGAGCAAAUCCAGCAGAUAAUGACACUUGAGGAAUCAGUCCAACAUGUUGUGAUGACAGCCAUUCAGGAGCUCUUAUCAAAGGAGCCUUCAUCAGAACCAGGAAGCCCAGAGACCUAUGGGGACUUUGAUUACCAGUCCAGGAAGUAUUAUUUUCUCAGUGAGGAGGCAGAUGAGAAGGAGGACCUGAGCCAGCGCUGUCGAGACCUAGAACAUCAGCUGUCGGUGGCUCUGGAGGAGAAGUCGUCCUUGCAGGCAGAGACGCGCUCCUUGAAGGAGAAGCUGAGCCGCUUCGACUCCCUGGACGCCUCCACCACUGCCAUCACCGGCAAGAAGUUGCUGCUGCUGCAGAGUCAGAUGGAGCAGCUUCAGGAGGAGAACUACAGACUGGAGAACAGCAGAGACGACAUGCGUGUGCGGGGAGAGAUACUGGACCGCGAGGUGACUGAGCUGCAGCUGCGGAACGAAGAGCUGACCAGCCUGGCUCAGGAGGCCCAGGCCCUCAAAGACGAGAUGGACAUUCUCAGGCACUCGUCCGACCGGGUGAACCAGCUCGAAGCCCUGGUGGAGACGUACAAGAGGAAACUGGAGGAUCUGGGGGACCUGCGCAGACAGGUGCGCCUCCUGGAGGAGCGCAACACCGUGUACAUGCAACGCACCUGCGAGCUGGAGGAGGAGCUCCGCAGGGCCAACGCCGUCCGCAAUCAGCUGGACACCUACAAGAGACAGGCUCAUGAGCUUCACACCAAGCACUCGGCAGAGGCCAUGAAAGCUGAGAAAUGGCAGUUUGAGUACAAGAACCUUCACGACAAGUAUGACGCACUGCUGAAGGAGAAAGAACGUCUGAUCUCAGAAAGAGACACACUUCGGGAGACAAACGAUGAGCUCCGCUGUGCACAAGUCCAACAGAGGUGUCUCAGUGGUUCUGGAGGCUUGUGUGACAGCGGCGUCCCAGCUGGAAACCUCGCUGCAGAGAUCAUGCCUACUGAGCUCAAGGAGACGGUGGUGCGUCUACAGAGUGAAAACAAGAUGCUGUGCGUCCAGGAGGAGACCUGCAGGCAGAAAGUGGUGGAGGUUCAGGCCGAGCUGGAGGAGGCUCAGCGCAGCAAGAACGCCCUGGAGACUCAGAACAGAUUAAACCAGCAGCAGAUCUCAGAGCUGCGGUCUCAGAUCGAGGAGCUCCAGAAAGCGCUCCAUGAGCAGGACAGCAAGACCGAGGACUCGUCCUUACUGAAGAAGAAGCUUGAGGAGCAUUUGGAGAAGCUCCAUGAAGCUCACUCAGAUCUGCAAAAGAAAAGAGAGGUCAUUGAUGAUUUAGAGCCCAAAGUGGACGACAACAUGGCAAAGAAGAUAGAUGAACUCCAGGAGAUCCUGCGGAAGAAGGACGAGGACAUGAAGCAGAUGGAGGAUCGGUACAAGCGCUAUGUGGAGAAGGCGAGAACGGUGAUCAAAACCCUGGAUCCCAAGCAGCAGCCGGUGCCUGCGACUCCUGACAUCCAGGCACUGAAGAACCAGCUGACCGAGAAGGAGAGAAAAAUCCAGCACCUGGAGCAUGACUAUGAAAAGAGCAGAGCCAGGCAUGACCAGGAGGAGAAACUCAUCAUCACUGCAUGGUACAACAUGGGGAUGGCGUUGCAUCAGAAAGUGUCUGGCGAGCGGCUGGGUCCCUCCAACCAGGCCAUGUCCUUCCUCGCCCAGCAGAGACAGUCCACCAACGCCAGGAGAGGCCUGACACGCCAUCACCCCAGAUAAAAGGCGUCCAGGCGCGCUGAAAGGAGAGAAGACGAGGUGCUCUGCAGCAGACUGCACCUGAACUCCCUGCAUCUUUGCCUUAAUGCCUUCCACUGGAUCACUGCACCUCAGAGAGGAUUGGUCAUGCUGCUGCUGCCCCCUGCUGGCUCUCAACGCUACGAGAAUGUUUCUUCUCUCUGUGGAGCCCCGGAGGAGGCAGACACUAAUACUACUGCUGCUGUUGAAACAGAACUGAAAGGAGGAGAGGGUCUGAAAAGAGGCCGUUUCACCUUUUAAGGUGACUUUUAUUUCCUCUUUCACCUCAUGGACUUGAGCUUUUCUUAAGGUUUGUUUUAUUUUUAUUUUUUUUGUCUUUUAUGUUAUACUAUAAGAUAGAAUGUGAACUAGUUUUGUCAAGUUCAGAUGUAGGAGACAAGAGAGGAGCUGUUAGAGGCUUCUUAUUACUGCUGUAAGUGCUAAAGAAAAGGUAAAGCCACACAGGCGAUCACAGUCAGCCGUUAGAACAUCUCUUUGGUUUUGUCAUUUAUUUUUGUCAUGUGUUUUGAGGUGAGUUUGACUUUAUUCUUUUCAUUUUAAAGGCUUCGUAAAGACCAUAAGGGCGUGUUAAUGGCUUUAGCUCUCCCCCACCCCCCUUUGUAUUCACUCUUACUUUUCUCUAAACUUAAUAUUCAUAAUAAGCAUUACUUAAAAUGUUCUCAAGAUACACCAAAGCACUUUCGUAGAAGGGCGGGUUUGUUUAGUGCCUCGCAGAAAAAAUACUCCCUCUAAGGAUGAGAAUGAAGUUUGAGAUAUUUGCAGUGUGAACGCUAAUGAAUAUGUCACUGCAGGCUCAUUUUCAUAUGGCUGAUGAUGAUAAUUUUUUUAACAAUGUUCUCUAAAUAUGAAUUAUUACUUUGACUUUUUUUUUUUCAUUUCCUUCCCUCUUCCCAAAGAUUCAAAACAGGGUGUUGGACCUUAAUGCACUCACCACUUUAGACUCCAAACUGCCUCUUAGUUUAUCACAAAGACUGGAAAACCAAUACUGUGAUUGAGUCCUUUAUAUUAAAAACACUAAUAAUAAUCAUAAUAACCUCAUUUACAGUUGAAGUGAACUGGAAGGAAAUGUUUUCAUGAAUAUGCUGGAAUUGUUUUAUCAUCUGUUGACAGGAAGUGGGAGGCGGGUUUAAAGGUUGAGCCUGGUAGAUGUCACAUUUAUCAACACUGUCGAUCUUUAUUCACUUUUGGUUAAUUUUCCUUUCGACAGAUGUCCUCAUUUUAGUCAGUCCCAUAGCAGAGCUACAGUGUUGUGAGCUGGUCCCUGUGAGUGUUUGUGCUAUGGACUACACAGACCAUGUUGUGUUCAUACACUUUUUUUUUCUACUGAUGUUUGAGUUGAUAUUUAUGGUGUUGUGUCACUAUUUUUGCUGCACAUUUGCAUGUCUUGAAGGGGUUAAACGUUUAGGUUUUACAGUGUUUGUUUGUAUCAUAUUAUGGUCUAGUAGGUUAUAGCAUAGCGUAUUUCACACAGGGAUCUGAAGCAAGUUUAACCAUCUGUAGUCCGGUCUGUUGUACUUUUGCACUACAAAUAAUAAAUGGGAUCUUAAGAUAAGAAAUGU